AUGGACUCGGAGGGAGCCGAAGAACUUAGAGACCCUAGCGAAGCUGGAAUUCCUGCGUACGCAGAAGGGUCUACAGUCAUUCUUGGUCUUAACUACUACCAUCGUUUCAUUCCGGCCUUCGCGGUUUACGACAACGCGCUCUAUUCCCUCACCGCCCGCGACUUUGAACAACGGAUCUCGAAUCCUGAGACACGCGAUCUUGAAAGGUGGACUCACGCGCAACGCGCGUUUGGAACGCUCCGUAGUAAGAUCGCGACUACACCCAUGUUGAAACACUUCGAUACGGAUAAGCAGCCGGUGGUAAUCGUGUUUGCGAGUGACUGGGCCGUGACGGCCGUGCUUACCCAAGACGAGGGAUUUCCACCCGUCAAGUUCACCAGUUGGAUGUUGAAGCCCAACGAGUUGAACUACAGCAUCGCCGAGAAGGAAAUCCUAGCGCUGUUACCCGUCCUAAACGAAAGGGAGGACGAUUCGCGUCUUAACCCGACACACGACGCUCGGUUGGCUCUUCCGCUCUAA
This is a messenger RNA of Phytophthora megakarya, 519 nucleotides long. NCBI's taxonomy places the organism in Eukaryota, Oomycota, Peronosporomycetes, Peronosporales, Peronosporaceae. The record is from the annotation of a GenBank genome assembly.